AUGCGGCUUUCUUCAUCUGCUCUGGUUUUCCUGGUUGCUGGGGUAUAUAUGUCUUUAGAGUGUUUCCAUACUGAAAUCAUUGGAGGGAGAGAAGAAUAGCCACAUUCCAGGCCAUUUAUGGCUUCUAUCCAGUACCGCAGCGAGCAUAUUUGUGGAGGCGUCCUGAUCCAUCCGCAGUGGGUGCUGACAGCUGCCCACUGCUACUCUUGGUUUCCCAGAGGCCACUCUCCCAUAUUCUUCAAAGUAUUAGGAGCACAUUCUCUUUCAAAGAAUGAGCCCAUGAAACAGACAUUUGAGAUUAAAGAAUUCAUCCCAUUCUCGAGAUUUCAAUUUGGUUCUGCAUCACAUGACAUCAUGCUGAUAAGGCUUCACACUGCUGCAGAACUGAACAAGCAUGUCCAACUGUUUCACCUGGAAUCCAAAAACUCUAUUAGAGAUGGAACCAAAUGCCAGGUUACUGGCUGGGGAGCCACCAAGCCAGAUCUGUUAACCGCCUCUGAUAUUCGAGAAGUCACUGUUACCAUCAUAAGUAGAAAACAUUGCAACAGCCAAAGCUACUACAACCACAAACCUGUUAUAACCAAGGACAUGAUAUGUGCAGGAGAUGCCAGAGGCCAAAAGAAUUCCUGCAAGGGUGUCUCUGGUGGCCCUUUGAUCUGCAAAGGCGUCUUCUAUGCCUUAGUCUCUCAAGGCAUCACCAACAAGCCUGGAAUUUAUACCCUAUUGACUAAGAAAUAUCACACCUGGAUCAAAAUCAAGCUUGCCCCAUCGAGUGCACAUGGAGAUUACAAGUGGUUUUCCUGGAUCUGCCAGUCACUUGUUUUCUUUUUCCAGGAUGUGCUUGCAGACUGGCUUCCUCUCCAGAGGGAACUUUCGUUCAGUCGUCCAACCCGAAGUAUGUCUUUCAAUCAGCCCAAGCUGACUGCAACGGUUCACUGUGAGGAGGGAGAGAGCAGCAUGAUCGAUCUGUCCCACAGCAAAGGAUCCAGAUGUCCCCCAAAGAGCAGAAUUUCCCAGAACGCUGAGAUGCACUUCAGAAGACAUGUUAGCAUGCUUUUGUGGCGAGAGAAAGGGCCAACUCUGGGCAAGCCUCAGACAACAACACAGCCCCCAGAAGUAGCCCAGAUCAGGGAUGGUCGCACGGCCUUUGGUGGUAAUGUGGGUCAUGAACAUCGAAACAGACCCCUGCUACUGCAGGACAACAGACCCAGGCAAGAUCCUUCCAGUAACAGCAUGGGUCAGGAUAUCACCAUGGCCUCUCCCAUGUCUCCAUCUUUCUACUUGUGCAUCGUAGUGGGGUCCUACCAGCUUGUGGCAAACUUGGAGUCUGAGAAUAAAAUUGCUCUCUGGAAGUUACAUCUUCCAUUCCCUACAGCCUGGAUCAGAGUUAGCGAAGACAUUAUGAGGAGACGCCGUAUUCUGAAACCUGCUGGAACAUAUUCAAAGGUUGUUGAGUCUCAUGUGGAUAGAGAAGAACAAUCAUGGGUACCAGAUAAGAAGGAGCCCAGACUGACGACCACAGGUGUCACUCAGGGAGUGUGGACCUCCUGA
Messenger RNA from Arvicanthis niloticus (Nile rat), 1551 nucleotides. It is a transcript of the gene Gzmk, whose product is annotated as granzyme K. Gene Ontology annotation, molecular function: serine-type endopeptidase activity. NCBI's taxonomy places the organism in Eukaryota, Metazoa, Chordata, Mammalia, Rodentia, Muridae. The record is from RefSeq and is a predicted model, not a curated record. Gene Ontology annotation, biological process: proteolysis.